This is a messenger RNA of Rhopalosiphum padi (bird cherry-oat aphid), 435 nucleotides long. RefSeq lists its product as uncharacterized. The record is from RefSeq and is a predicted model, not a curated record. The coding region runs from base 1 to 435 and encodes 144 amino acids. The transcript is spliced from 4 exons. Lineage: Eukaryota; Metazoa; Arthropoda; Insecta; Hemiptera; Aphididae.
AUGGGGCAAGAUCGUCUUUUUGAUUUAGCAAUUAUUUCAAUUGAACAUGAGUUGUCAAGUGAUGAUGAAGAAAUAGAUGAAACAGACAAGGAUAAAGAUUAUAUACCUACUAUAUUACAAUGCAAUGAAGAUGUAAAUGAAUCACUUGAAGACUUCCCCCUUGACCUAGCUGCAGACAAUCCACCUAAUAUAUUAGACUUCGAUUUUGAAAAAUCUGGAUGUUCUCCAGAAAAAUAUAAAAUAACCCAUUUUAGAGAAUUGCAAGGUUCAGACAGUGUCAAGAGUGACAAGCUUUUUAAGAUUCGUCCUCUGUUAUCUCAUUUCCAAGAAACCUAUAAAACUAUAUACCAGCCUUCAAGACACCUUGCUGUUGAUGAGAGUAUGGUGGCAUUCAAAGGCCGUUCAUCAAUGAAACAAUUUAUGCCAAUAAAAUGA